Molecule: messenger RNA, 1512 nt
Organism: Hipposideros armiger (great roundleaf bat)
Lineage: Eukaryota; Metazoa; Chordata; Mammalia; Chiroptera; Hipposideridae
Gene: CHMP5
Product: charged multivesicular body protein 5
Exons: 8
Coding region: 198-857 (219 amino acids)
Biological process (GO): vesicle budding from membrane; late endosome to vacuole transport via multivesicular body sorting pathway
Cellular component (GO): multivesicular body
Source: RefSeq, a predicted model, not a curated record
UCCCACACCUCCAACCUCCUGGAGCUCUCCUUCCCCGGAAGGCCGAGAUGAAAAGCCGGAAAAAGGAUCGGGAAAUUCCAAUGGGCACGCUGCGCUUGCGCAUGGGGGCCCGGAAGUCAAGGCACAGGCGGAGGUGACUCUGCUUCCGUUUUCUGUUUUUUGCUUUAGUGUUUGGGUUUUCUUUGCGGCUGCCCAACAUGAACCGAAUCUUCGGAAAAGCGAAACCCAAGGCUCCGCCGCCCAGCUUAACUGACUGCAUUGGCACGGUGGACAGCAGGGCAGAAUCCAUUGACAAGAAGAUUUCUCGACUCGAUGCAGAGCUCGUGAAGUAUAAGGAUCAGAUCAAGAAGAUGAGAGAGGGCCCUGCAAAGAAUAUGGUCAAGCAGAAAGCCUUGCGGGUUUUAAAGCAAAAGCGAAUGUAUGAGCAGCAGCGGGACAAUCUCUCCCAACAGUCAUUUAACAUGGAACAAGCCAAUUACACCAUCCAGUCAUUGAAGGACACCAAGACCACGGUUGAUGCUAUGAAACUGGGAGUAAAGGAAAUGAAGAAAGCAUAUAAGCAAGUGAAAAUUGACCAGAUUGAGGAUUUACAAGACCAGCUAGAGGAUAUGAUGGAAGAUGCGAAUGAAAUCCAAGAAGCCCUGAGUCGUAGUUAUGGCACCCCGGAGAUAGAUGAAGAUGACCUCGAAGCAGAAUUGGAUGCACUGGGCGAUGAGCUCCUGGCAGAUGAAGACAGUUCUUACUUGGAUGAAGCAGCAUCUGCACCUGCAAUUCCAGAAGGUGUUCCCACUGACACAAAGAACAAGGAUGGAGUCCUGGUGGAUGAAUUCGGAUUGCCACAGAUCCCUGCUUCAUAGACUUCCAUCAUUCAAGUACAUCGUGUAAAAUAAACACAUAUCUUGGGACUAGGAUUUUUAUCUUUGCAAAUUUACCAUAACAGAUUAAGGUUUCUUUCCUUCCUUUGAAGGAAAAGUUAGCUACAUUGUUCUUUUAUUUUUUUUUUUUGUUGUUAAGAGACUUCAUUGUUCCGGGGAUGCUUUCUUCAUACUAAAUUUUUAUUCCUUUUCUCUUAUGCAAGACUAACUUACUUAAAAGUAUCAGUGGGUAUAUAUGCUUUCACUCCUUAAUAAUAAUUUGAGAUAAACCCAACGAAGUGGGAAUCUUUAAAUUUUAUGGUAAUAUAACUCCACAAUUUCAAAUUGACCUGAUAAAUUGAUAAGGCAAAGAUGAGAUUACUGAGACUGUUCAUAUUAUGAUUGAAAACCAUUUUCUAUUGUGGUAUUAUAGGUUGGUUAAAGUGUUGGCAUUUUUUGAUGAGCUUUGCUGUGUCUUGUGAGUAAAUCAUUACUGUGUCCAAUAUUGGAAUGGAGUUAUCACUAUGUCGUGAGUGGACAUUUUGAUUCUAUGGUUCUCUCAGUAUUACAGCUUGACUUGUAAUCAAUAAUGAAUAUUUCUUGAUAUUUAAUGUAUAGGACAUUUAUUUAUACUCAAUAAAUAUUUUUCAAAAGGAUA